This is a messenger RNA of Rhincodon typus (whale shark), 5123 nucleotides long. RefSeq names its product mitogen-activated protein kinase kinase kinase 3 (gene map3k3). Gene Ontology annotation, biological process: protein phosphorylation. The record is from RefSeq and is a predicted model, not a curated record. Lineage: Eukaryota; Metazoa; Chordata; Chondrichthyes; Orectolobiformes; Rhincodontidae. The transcript is spliced from 11 exons. The coding region runs from base 1 to 1395 and encodes 464 amino acids. Gene Ontology annotation, molecular function: ATP binding; protein binding; protein kinase activity.
AUGAGAAUCAUACAGUUUAGCCGUCCGGUUAAGUAUGAGGAUCUGCACCAGAAAGUCAAGACUGUGUUUGGGCAGCUAAUGGAUUUAAAUUACACUAACAAUGAGCUACUAAUUCCGUUGCGAAGCCAGGAUGAUCUUGACAAAGCCGUUGAUUUGCUGGAUCGAAACUUUAACAUGAAGAGCCUGAAAAUCCUGCUGGUAGCUCAGGAGAAAAACCAUUUCAGCCCAUCAUAUCGAAAAUCUCGUAUGUCCAGAGCGCAGAGUUAUCCUGACAACAGACAGCUGUACCUGGACCGUGAGAACCAUAUCUAUGAUAAAGCUGGAAAAGGGGGCACCUACCCCAGACAGUUCCACAUGCCUGUCCACCAGAAAGAUUAUGGAGAUGGACGGAGAACCUUCCCAAGGAUUCGCCGACAGCAGGGGAACCUGUUUACUCUCGUCCCGUCCAGCAGAUCCCUGAGUACAAAUGGGGAGAAUAUGGGCUUGGCUGCUCAAUACAUUGACAGCAGGGGGAGAAUUCGCAGUGGUGACAUCGAAAAUACUCUCUCAGUGCAAGAGAGGAAUGUUCCCACUAAAUCACCAAGUGCACCUACCAACUGGAGGAGAGGAAAACUGCUGGGACAAGGAGCUUUUGGACGUGUCUACCUCUGUUACGAUGUAGACACAGGACGUGAACUUGCCGCUAAACAAGUUCAGUUUGACCCUGACAGCCUUGAGACCAGCAAGGAAGUAAGCGCUUUGGAGUGUGAGAUUCAGUUACUGAAGAACCUACAGCACGAGCGAAUAGUGCAAUACUAUGGCUGUCUCCGUGAGAAAGCAGAGAAAACUCUUUCAAUUUUCAUGGAGUAUAUGCCUGGGGGUUCGGUGAAGGACCAACUGAAAGCAUAUGGUGCGCUAACAGAAAAUGUGACCCGAAAAUACACAAGGCAGAUUCUGGAAGGCGUGUCCUAUUUGCACAGUAAUAUGAUUGUACAUCGAGAUAUAAAAGGAGCGAACAUUUUGCGAGACUCUGCAGGGAACGUGAAGCUGGGCGACUUUGGAGCAAGCAAACGUCUGCAGACAAUAUGCAUGUCAGGAACUGGAAUCCGCUCAGUAACUGGGACACCAUAUUGGAUGAGCCCCGAGGUUAUCAGUGGUGAAGGUUAUGGAAGGAAAGCAGAUGUUUGGAGCCUGGGAUGUACGGUGGUGGAGAUGCUCACAGAGAAACCUCCCUGGGCUGAGUACGAAGCUAUGGCUGCCAUUUUCAAAAUCGCCACUCAACCAACAAACCCCCAGCUGCCAUCUCACAUUUCCGAUCACUGCAGGGACUUCCUGAAGAAAAUAUUUGUGGAUGCAAAGCAAAGACCAUCAGCAGAGGAACUGUUCAGAAAUCCAUUUGUCCAGUUAAUUCACUGAUGGAGGUAGCUUGCUUUGAAGCUGGGAUUUUCUUAAUCAUAGUAUUUUUUAAAAACUGUCUAAAGGUUGUUAUACCUAGUGUUCCAUUCAGACAAUGUACUCAGUAACACCAGUUACAUGAGUGUCUGUAUCCCAAGGCAGCAGUUUUGUCCUGUGGUAUAGGGUGAAUACUGAAGAUAGCUGAACAACUACACAAUUCUCAAUGCAUUUACAGACACCAUCGACAGUUUAUUCAACAGAAGGUCUCAUCUCAACACUGUACACCAUCAACAGGACAGAAAGCAGCAUUUCAACAAACCCUGGAACACUUCAUGAAAACAUAUAGUCGUUCCACAGAACAAGCAAUUUCCUAUGUUAUGCAAAGUGGAAGUAAUGCUGUUUUUUUGAGGAAUGUAUAUAUUGUACUUUUACUCCCAAAUUCCAAAUGCGCCUUGUUGACUUUCUAUUCCGUUUUCUCCAUCUGUCUAUUUUCAUAUGCAUUGGAGGCAAGGCUUUCUACAAGGAGCAGUGCUUAAAUAAUUCUGGUGAGAUCGAGAUACAGGCUGCCAGAUUUCCACCUCACCUGUUUCUGUCAAACUCGUGCUUCAAUCAGGAAUGUUAUAUUUUGUGUGUGUGUGUGUGUGUGUGUGUAUAUGUGUGUAAGCACAUAUACAUCUACUGUUUACCAAAGUCUAAUCAUUUUCUUUUUGUUUGCAACCUUGAAUUUCCUACUCAAUGAGAUAAGAUCCACAUCAAGGCAAACUGUAAUGUGGCUACAUUGUUAAAUGCCUGGUUACUGAUUAGUUCUAGUGAUUGGAAUUUGCAGAUUUCAACAAUGUAUUUUUGACAAGGCAGCCAGUCACCAUGUUUGGAGGGGAAACAAGAGGGGAGACGAAUGUCACUUUUCAUUUGUUUCAUAUUUAAAGGUGCUAGUUCUCACAACUGAAACAAAGAGGUGCACUCCCCCAGUUGCACCCUACGUCUUUAGGUUUGUUAUAUUUAAAAAAAUGCAAGUUUCUUAUUUGCUAAAUGUUAGUGUUCUGCCAGUGAAUCCGUCAGUUCAACAAAGUAAUGACACUGAAAUUAACCCUUGCUGUUAUGUGAAUAAUUGCAUAUAUCAGUAGAGAGACAUGUUCAUUCAGAAUUGCCUUUCCAUGUGACUCAGCCACUGCAUUGGCUUUGUAAUAUGCAGGGUUUUGGCAAUUCCUUGAUAUCUGCAGCCAGCGAUGGGCAACACCUCUUUGUGCAAUGGAAUUAGCAUUACAGUUUUACAUUGAGACUUUUCCACAGCACAGCUGAACACACAGUAACUACGAAAUCGCACAAACAAUGCUCUCUAAUUUGUACAAAUGUUUUGGAUGUUCCGUGGAGGUUAUUAGUUAUAGCCCUACUUAUACUUCGAGUUGAAACUGGUGCAUCCUAAUGUGUGCUGGUGAGAAGUAUUUCAGUGGUACUUGUUAAUGGCACUGCCACUCCACACCUAUUAUGCUAUGAAUGGGUGUCUGACCUUUUUUUCUUGCUAGCCUGCUGUCUGUCAUUUUUUGAUACAGUUGAUGACUUCUGAUCACAAAUACCAUUCUUUGUCCAUAUAAAAAUAAAUUGGUAUUGACAAUUUACGCCACGUAUCACAAUAGAGGACAGCAGGGGCUAUGAUGAUCAAUUUUGUUCAUUGUGGUUUUAUACUUUUUGUUUAGUGUGGCAAUUACACCAGAUAAAUACUCAGAUCUACAACAAAUUAGCUGCCACUAGUUAACUUGUUUUAAAACUUCUCUAUUUCCAAAGUCUUCACUUAAACUACUUCUAUCCACUGUUGUAGCCCUGUUCUCCCACCAUAUUGUGUGACCCUUAAAGCACAGACAAUCCCAGAUGCCCUCAAAGUGAAUGCAGUGGAGGUAUUGCCCAUCGUUUGAAUCCAGUACUAACACUGAGUUAAAGAACAAAGGGACAAAGAUAUACUUUCAGUAUAAGGCUUAAUGCCAACUGCUUUCAGCUCUGUGAAGAUGCACUUUCUUGAAUGUAUUUUGUACUGAACUUAUUUUUUAACUUCCUCUUUGCUGAUGUAAUUUAUGCCUCUUUAUACUUUUAUUUUAUUUUUAUUUAUACAAGAAAUGCUAUUUGAUGGUUUUAUAUAUAUAUUUAUAUAUAAGACUUGAGACUGUUGCAUAAAUCUAAUGCAAAUACGGUGCCUUUAAGGAAAAGCAGCUGGUUUUGCAGCAGUUGGCAGGAGACUUUGAGUGCCAUUCUGUGCUGCCCAGUGCAUCGUGUAGCAAUGGAUGUAUUCGCCAUCUUUAUUUGACUGGCCAUAAUGUAAUUGCCAUUACCAGCAUUUCCCUCAUCCAGACCAUCACUUUUACUCAAUGUUACUCAUGAUGUGGGCUUAGUUGACUAGACAUUUGCUGUCCAUCCAUAAAUGCAUUUGAACUAAUGGCUUGUUGGCCAUUUCAGAGGGCAGUUGAUCAACUACAUUGCUGUGGGUUUGGAGUCGGGUGUAAACCACACCAAGUAGGGAAUGCCAAUUUCCUUCCUAGAAGAACAUGAACUCAAUGGGCUUUUUACAACAAUGAUGAUGGUUUUAAAUCAUCAUUACUGAGACGAGCUUUAUAUUGCAGAUUUAUUUAUUAGAAUUCUACAAGAUGCUAUGGUGGGAUUUGUAUUUUUGUCUCCAGAACAUUAGCCUGGCAUCUGAAUUGGAGAGGAGAUGGCCUAGUGGUAUUAUCACUAAACUAUUAACGCAGACACCCAGGUGGUGUUCGGGGCACCCAGGUUCAAAUCCUGCCACAGCAAGUGGUGAAAUUUGGACUCAGUAAAAAUCUGGAAUUGAGUCUAAUGAUAACUGUGAGUCCAUUGCAGAUUGUCGGAAAAACGCAUCUGCUCCACUAGUCUGGCCUACAUGUGAAUCCAGAUCCACAGCAAUGUGGUUGAGUGUUAACUGCCCUCUGGUCAAUAAAUGCUGGUCUACCUAGCGACACCCACAUCCCAUAAAUGAAUAAAAAAUACUUAGCUGUUUACACUAAGCUGCCGUUUUCAUAUUGUUAAUUGUCUACCCACUUUGGCAGACGAGCUGUUCUAAUGUUUUGUGAGGAACCAGGGAUACAACUCCCACUUCAUCCUCUAUUUCCUUCAGCAACUCUUCCUUCUGACGACUCACCCUCGCAUUCUGUAACCCUCAUCCUAAAUUUCUCACGUUUAACAUCUUUGCCCAAUUCACCAAAUCCCUCAAAAACUUCAUCCAAAAAUCUCAUAACAGUUUUGGUCUAUUCUCUUCAAAAAUCUUUUUCUCUUCUUUUCAAACAUACUCCCCCACUCAUUCCAAUUAAAACUUCUUGUAGAUGUGGAGUUUAGACUAUGGUUAAAUACUACAUUAGUUGCAGAUGGAAUAGUUGAGUGUAUUGUGAGAAAAUGCAUACCAUUAGCACCUCUAAAGACUAGCAAAAGCUACUGUUUCCAGUUCUUCCAUUUAUUUUCCUGAGUUCAAAAAGAAAUUGGGAUUAUUACUGAUAUAUCCAGGUUUUCAAACAGUCUUGAAAUUUGUGUUCCUGUAAUGGUCAACAGCUGUUGGCAGGAAGGGGGAAAUGAUUCAUCCUGGCACUGAGCUGCACAGAAAUUCUCCACAAAGUCUUCAAUCACUUAGGCAUGGCAGAGAGUCCUCUGUCAGACCCAGUGAAGUGCUAAAGGCUUGCAGUGCAGAGCCACUCCAGUAGAUUGUGUUUUUAAAGUAAAGCCGGAUCAGUUUUUCAUAUUUUUAAAAA